This is a messenger RNA of Brassica rapa (field mustard), 2751 nucleotides long. Its product is annotated as cullin-1. NCBI's taxonomy places the organism in Eukaryota, Viridiplantae, Streptophyta, Magnoliopsida, Brassicales, Brassicaceae. Gene Ontology annotation, molecular function: ubiquitin protein ligase binding. Gene Ontology annotation, biological process: ubiquitin-dependent protein catabolic process. The record is from RefSeq and is a predicted model, not a curated record. Gene Ontology annotation, cellular component: cullin-RING ubiquitin ligase complex.
AAAUGAUAAAAAUCUACGGCCUGAAUAAUAGAGGAGGAGUUAUAGGCGAUUAAAAAAGAGAGGGGGUUAUAAAUAUCCUUUCCUUUCCUCGUUCAUCGUCCUGCUCAAAGGUCUCCACCUCUUCCUCUCUCUUAUCGUACUCUCUCAGGGUUUUGAUCUUUCUCUCUCGAUCGCAAAACCUCUCCCGAUCCUUUCGAAUCGGGAAUCCUCAAGGUCCAGGAGCGCUUUGGGAAUCAAUCUUUCAGAAUGGAGCGGAAGACGAUUGAUUUGGAGCAAGGAUGGGACUAUAUGCAGACUGGUAUCACUAAACUGAAACGGAUUCUUGAGGGAUUGCCUGAGCCGCAAUUCGACUCUGAGCAGUACAUGAUGCUCUAUACGACUAUCUACAACAUGUGCACCCAGAAGCCUCCUCAUGAUUACUCGCAGCAGCUUUAUGACAAGUAUCGUGAAGCGUUUGAGGAGUAUAUUAACUCAACGGUUUUGCCUGCUUUGAAGGAGAAGCAUGAUGAGUACAUGCUGCGGGAGCUGGUCAAGAGAUGGUCUAACCAUAAAGUCAUGGUUCGAUGGCUAUCCCGAUUCUUCUACUAUCUUGACCGUUACUUCAUUGCUCGGAGAUCACUUCCACCGCUGAAUGAAGUUGGCCUGACUUGCUUCCGUGACCGGGUUUAUAACGAGUUGCAUUCCAAGGUCAAAGAUGCUGUAAUAGCACUUGUUGAUAAAGAACGGGAGGGCGAGCAGAUUGACAGGGCUCUUCUGAAAAACGUAUUGGACAUCUAUGUAGAGAUUGGAAUGGGACAGAUGGAAAGAUACGAAGUGGAUUUUGAAAGCUUCAUGCUUUUGGAUUCAGCUUCUUACUAUUCUCGCAAAGCAUCAAGCUGGAUCCAGGAAGAUUCUUGCCCUGAUUACAUGCUGAAGUCUGAAGAAUGUCUGAAGAAGGAGAGGGAGAGAGUGGCUCACUACCUUCAUUCAAGCAGCGAGCCAAAGCUGGUUGAGAAAGUACAACAUGAGCUGUUGGUUGUGUAUGCAAAUCAGCUUCUAGAAAAAGAGCACUCAGGGUGCCGUGCAUUGCUGAGAGAUGACAAGGUUGAUGAUCUCUCCCGGAUGUACAGGCUUUAUCAUAAAAUUGCUAAAGGUUUAGAACCUGUUGCAAACAUAUUCAAGCAGCAUGUCACAGCCGAGGGUAACGCACUCGUCCAACAGGCGGAAGACACGGCCACUAAUCAGGCUGCAAAUACUGCUAGCGUGCAGGAACAGGUUCUCAUCAGAAAAGUGAUUGAGCUACAUGAUAAAUACAUGGUCUAUGUCGUUGAGUGCUUCCAGAACCACACCCUCUUCCACAAGGCUCUGAAAGAGGCAUUUGAGAUAUUCUGUAACAAAACAGUCGCUGGAAGUUCAAGUGCAGAAUUGCUUGCAACAUUCUGCGACAACAUCCUCAAGAAGGGGGGUAGUGAGAAGCUGAGUGAUGAAGCUAUUGAAGACACGCUUGAGAAGGUGGUCAAAUUGCUUGCCUAUAUAAGCGACAAGGAUCUUUUUGCCGAGUUCUACAGGAAGAAGCUGGCACGCAGGCUCUUAUUUGAUCGCAGUGCUAAUGAUGAUCAUGAGAGAAGUAUUCUUACAAAGCUCAAGCAGCAAUGUGGUGGGCAGUUUACUUCUAAGAUGGAGGGCAUGGUGACAGAUCUUACACUGGCCAGAGAAAACCAAACCAGUUUCGAGGAAUAUCUAGGCAAUAACCCCGCUGCAAACCCAGGGAUUGAUUUGACCGUUACUGUUCUUACAACUGGUUUCUGGCCAAGCUACAAAUCAUUCGACAUAAAUCUUCCCAGUGAAAUGGUCAAGUGUGUUGAAGUUUUCAAAGGGUUUUAUGAAACUAAAACGAAACACAGGAAACUUACAUGGAUCUAUUCACUAGGAACCUGUCACCUCAACGGCAAGUUUGAUCACAAGCCCAUUGAGUUAGUUGUGUCGACUUACCAGGCUGCUGUGCUUCUACUCUUUAACACAACAGACAAAUUGAGCUACAACGACAUCUUGACUCAACUGAACCUAAGCCAUGAAGAUCUAGUGAGGUUGCUUCAUUCCUUGUCAUGUGCUAGAUACAAGAUCCUUGUCAAGGAGCCAAGCACAAAGAUUGUUUCCCAGACUGAUUCAUUUGAAUUCAAUGCCAAAUUCACCGACAGAAUGCGCAGAAUAAAGAUCCCUCUCCCACCUGUCGAUGAAAGGAAGAAAGUAGUGGAAGACGUGGACAAAGACAGACGCUAUGCGAUUGAUGCUGCGAUCGUGAGGAUCAUGAAGAGCAGGAAAGUGUUGGGACAUCAACAGCUUGUAUCCGAGUGCGUUGAGCAGCUUAGCCGAAUGUUCAAGCCUGAUAUCAAAGCCAUCAAGAAGCGUAUGGAGGAUUUGAUAACGAGGGAUUAUUUGGAGAGGGACAAGGAGAACGCUAACAUGUUUAGGUACUUGGCUUAGAAGGAAAGAAACAACUAUGGAGGUGGUUUGACUCAUGAAAGAAAGGGGUAAUGAAUCGAAGCAUCUCAGCUGCUCUCCUGCUUGUAUAUGAGAAUCUCAUUUGGAUACUUCCACCCUAAGUAAAAACUUUGUUUUUAAUUUUUUUUUUUGGUUAUUUCCUUGACAUUCGGUCUUGUGCUUUUUUUUUUUCUUGGGAUGCAAACUACCUUGUGGGGGGUUUUGGUUUCUUGGAUAUGAAUUUGGAGAUGGCUUAAUGAAUUUGAUAAUAUCUGCUUUUAGCUACGUUCA